AUAAUUAUUAAGCACUUAGAAAUACAACCAGCCUCGACUAAUAGUGAGAAGAACUAUUCCAUAGUGAUUCCUUUUCUGUUGAAACUACGAAAGAAGAUGCCGACAGUGGCAGCACUUGAAUCAGGCGGCGGCGGAGGGCAGGACUUUCCGGCAAAGCUGACGGGGCAGGUGCUGAUCUGCAGCAUCAUUGCAGCCUUCGGUGGUCUCAUGUUCGGUUAUGACAUCGGAAUUUCCGGGGGAGUGACGUCCAUGGACAGUUUCCUGAUGAAGUUCUUCCAUGAAGUCUACGAGAGGAAGCACGAGGUCAAGGAGAACAACUACUGCAAGUACGAUAAUGAGUACCUUCAGCUCUUCACGUCUUCCCUCUACCUGGCAGCAAUCGUGGCCAGCUUCGCAGCCUCAUUGUUCUGCAAGCGGUUCGGCCGCAAACCAACCAUUCAGGCUGCCUCCAUCUUCUUCCUUUUGGGUGCCAUCCUUGAUGCUGCGGCACUGAACAUUUACAUGCUCAUCGCCGGCAGGCUGUUCCUUGGUGCCGGAGUUGGUUUCGGGAAUCAGGCAGUUCCCCUUUUCAUAUCGGAGAUAGCCCCAGCAAGAUACAGGGGAGGCCUCAACAUAUGCUUCCAGCUCCUAAUCACUGUCGGGAUCCUCGUGGCGAAUGUCAUCAACUAUGGGACUUCCCAACUCCAAGAGUACGGUUGGCGCAUCUCUCUUGGUGGCGCUGCAGUCCCUGCCAUCAUUCUCCUCGUUGGCUCAUUCAUCAUUGUAGAGACCCCCACGAGCCUAAUCGAACGCGGGAAACUGGAGGCCGGCCUGAAGACUCUCCGGAGGAUCCGAGGGGUCCAUGACGUGGACAGGGAGUUCGAGGAGAUACUACAUGCCACGGAACUGGCAAAAAAGGUCGAGACAAACUCGUUCAGGAACUUGAUGAAGCGAUCCAGCCGACCUCAGCUCAUCUGCGGGACAAUCCUUCAGGUGUUCCAGCAGUUCACUGGCAUCAAUGUGAUCAUGUUCUAUGCACCCGUUCUGUUCCAGACCAUGGGCUUUGGGAGCAGCGCAUCGCUGCUAUCGGCAGUAGUAACGGGCCUAGUCAAUGUCAUCUCAACCUUGGUUGCAAUUUUUACGGUUGAUCGGUUUGGGCGAAGAGUGCUACUACUGGAAUCUGUAUUUCAGAUGCUCAUUGCUCAGAGCGUGAUGGGGGGAAUCCUGAUGAAGUUCUUACAGUCCACGAACGAGAUGCCCCAGAUCUAUGCGAAGAUCGUGGCGCUCCUAGUGUGUGUCUUUGUGGCAGGCUUUGCGUGGUCGUGGGGUCCGCUGGGGUGGCUGAUCCCGAGCGAGAUCUUCCCACUUGAGACCCGGAAUGCCGGGUUCUUCUUCGCAGUGAGCAUGAACAUGCUCUGCACCUUCCUCAUUGCUCAGGCCUUCCUCUCAAUGCUGUGCCGAAUGAGGUCCGGAAUCUUCUUCUUUUUCUCUGCCUGGAUCGUCCUGAUGGGCCUGUUCGCCGGCUUCUUUCUGCCGGAAACCAAGGGGAUUCCGAUCGAUGAGAUGAAUGAGCGGGCUUGGAAGAAGCACUGGUUCUGGAAGAGGUACUUCGAUGAGGAGGAGAGUCCAGCUCCAGCCCACUUGGAAUGGAAGGACACCAUGACCAGAAACUAGAGGGCGCUACCAAGUCAUCUAUAUAAUCUAAAUAGACAGCAAUACGCGUUAUAGGAUUUAUUUUUUGGGUCAAAUCCACCGUUACGUUGUUGUGCGUGCAUAUUUUUUCAUGUUUCUAGGAUUUAUUUCACGCAAAAUAGGUAGGUCUUUUUUUCAAUAUUCAUAUAGAUUCGGCUACAUAUGAAUGAGUACAUACAUUUGAUGGCACAAGAAAGAAAUUACUGCGCUGC
Molecule: messenger RNA, 1883 nt
Organism: Punica granatum (pomegranate)
Lineage: Eukaryota; Viridiplantae; Streptophyta; Magnoliopsida; Myrtales; Lythraceae
Source: RefSeq, a predicted model, not a curated record